GUGGUUUUGGUCACGUUGCAAGCGGCGUGGUUACUGGAGUCGAUUAGGUAGACGAGGACAAUUUUGACAACAGUUCAAUGGAUUUGUGUGCUAGAUUUUAGAAUUUUGUUUUUAAAGUAUUGUUGAUUAAUACGACUACUAUAUUCUAUACGUAUAAACGUAAAUUUCAUUUUUUGUGUUAUUUUAUUGUCCUGUUACUAUAUUGACGUUACUUGUUGUCCCAGGUGAUUAAUCACACAAGCACAUCUAACACAGCGUGCCUGAAAGUCACAAACAGAGUAGUACAUCAAAAUGCAGGCAUAUUGGACAUUCACAUAUUUUUACACCUGACAGAUUGGCACUGGUUUUCUUCCUUAAGUUUUGGGUAGCAGGUUUGACUGUCAGGAUUUAUAACAAUAUGUCAAAGUUUCCGUUCAUAUGGACGGACAGGCGAUCGGUUGGUUGGGCACAUUAGUAAAAAAGUAUAAUGGAAUGUAAUGUUAAUGCAGUACGCGACAUGUAAGUGAUCGCGUGAUGUCUGCUGCCCCCGAAACGCUGCCCGCGUCGAGUUCGCGCCUGCCCGCGCCGCCCGGCCCCAAUGGCAGGCACAUCGUGCACUGGUUUAGGAAGGGCCUGAGACUCCAUGACAAUCCAGCACUAAGGGAAGGCCUCAAUGGAGCUAUUACCUUCAGAUGUGUGUUUAUCAUCGACCCAUGGUUCGCAAGUUCCACAAAUGUUGGAAUUAACAAGUGGAGAUUCCUUCUACAGUGCUUAGAGGAUUUGGAUAGUAGCUUGAAAAAGCUUAAUUCUCGUCUGUUUGUGGUCCGUGGCCAACCCGCCGAUGCUUUGCCAAAAUUAUUCCGCGAGUGGGGAACCACCGCGCUUACCUUCGAAGAAGACCCAGAGCCGUACGGCCGGGUUCGGGACCAUAAUAUUAUGUCAAAAUGCCGCGAGGUUGGCAUUACGGUCAUAUCUCGUGUGUCACAUACACUCUACAAGUUAGAUAAAAUAAUUGAGAGAAAUGGGGGAAAGGCGCCUUUGACGUAUCACCAGUUUCAGGCGUUGAUCGCCAGUAUGCCCCCGCCGCCGCCGGCCGAGGCGGCCAUAACCGCUCAAAUGCUGAACGGAGCUACCACUCCUCUUACCGAAGACCACGACGACCGCUUCGGAGUUCCCACACUCGAAGAACUCGGGUUCGACGUUGAGGGUUUGAAGCCUCCUGUUUGGAUGGGAGGAGAAAGUGAAGCCUUGGCUAGAUUGGAAAGGCAUCUGGAAAGAAAAGCUUGGGUCGCGUCUUUCGGCCGUCCUAAGAUGACGCCACAGUCCCUGCUUGCGAGUCAAACAGGAUUGUCUCCUUACUUAAGGUUCGGUUGCUUAUCUACGAGACUGUUUUAUUAUCAGCUAACAGAACUUUACAAGCGGGUAAAGCAAGUGCGACCACCAUUAUCACUGCACGGACAAAUAUUGUGGAGGGAAUUUUUCUAUUGCGCUGCCACAAGAAAUCCUAAUUUCGACCGAAUGGAAGGAAAUCCAAUAUGCGUACAGAUCCCUUGGGAGAAAAAUCAAGAAGCUCUAGUAAAAUGGGCGGGCGGUAAAACAGGUUUCCCCUGGAUUGACGCCAUUAUGAUUCAACUUCGAGAAGAAGGUUGGAUUCAUCAUCUUGCGCGUCACGCUGUCGCCUGUUUCCUCACGAGGGGAGACCUAUGGAUCUCAUGGGAAGAAGGCAUGAAGGUUUUCGACGAGCUUCUGCUAGACGCGGACUGGUCGGUGAACGCCGGCAUGUGGAUGUGGCUCUCCUGUUCAUCUUUCUUCCAGCAGUUCUUCCACUGCUACUGCCCCGUUCGCUUCGGCCGCAAGACCGACCCCAACGGCGAUUUCAUUAGACGCUACAUCCCCGCGUUGAAAAAUAUGCCAACGCGUUACAUCCACGAGCCGUGGGUGGCGCCGGAGUCGGUCCAGCAAGCGGCGCGCUGCAUCAUCGGCCGCGACUACCCGCUGCCGAUGGUCGACCACAACAAGGUCUCCCAGAUCAACAUCGAGAGGAUCAAGCAGGUGUACUCGCAGCUGGCCAAGUACAAGCCGCAAGCAAAUAUAAACAACGCUCAGCUUCAGAGACCAAACGUAAUGCAGUCUUCGCCGAGCCCCACUUCAAUAAUUGCAAGUAUAAAUCAAUCGAAUUACUUAUGUGCUCAAACUCCGGAAUCGACUCCGCAAAUUGUACAGUACAAAAACGCAGCAAUAUUCCAACAGCCUGCUAAAGUUCUUCCACGGGCGGACUCCAAACAGCAACAAUUCAAGCAAGUUGUCAUUGUACAACAAAUACAAAACUCUAACGUGUCUCCGGCUACUAUCACAAGCUGUGCUCAAACUUUAGACAAUUACGUCAUCAAUGGACAACUUGCCACAUGUAAAUCUAACAACACCAGGAUUGACCCGAUGAAACCUCCAAGCAAACAAGAGAAUUACGAUUUCAAAAAUUUGGCUAUAAACAAUUACACUCAAGAAUAUGCCAAUAAAGAAGUGUACCGUAAUGAGCAGUCCAACAAAAACGAAGAUUAUCAAACGUCUGUAAAAAAUAGUAACUACGGUUAUAUAAAACCCAAAUUCUACAUUACAGCUUUUCCAGAUAAAAAAAACUUACAGAAUUCUCACAGCGACAGUUCACAGACAUUUGUAGUACCAGGUCGCACCUACACUGCCACAGACAAUGACAACAAGGAGAAGAGAGAAACUAACUCUUGUUUAAUUACCGAUGGUACAUAUGCUGACAGAGAAGAUAAAAAUAAAUCGGCUUCUAAUGAAAAUCAAAAGUGAAAGUUAUUUAGCGUGAUAAAACGAUUCAAUGAAAAAGUUUUUGUGGAGCUAAUUUAUCCAGUUCCUUACAGAGGUGUGUCUUUUCGGUUGGACUUUUUUUACUUACAAUACCUGAAUAUCAACGAUAUGUAUGUAUGUACUUAUGUAAAAAGGUUUUUUAUUUAUAUAGAAUCUAAUUUUAAAAAGUCUAAAAUAGUGUUAGUAUUAUGUUAGUUUAAUCGAUAUUUAAUUGUUACUAACCUUUGUAAAUAAUAGCAAAUCAUGCAGAUCUAAAUUGUAGUAAUUGAAUUGCUUUGUUAUGGUUCAAAACAAAUUAAUUGCUCGUUAAUUAAUAAUAAUUAAGAAACCCCGCCUUCAGAAUUUUUGUAGCACUCGGUGUGAUUUUGUAUUUUUGGUCGCCUCCUACGAAAUGUACGGAGAGGUAGAUUGUUCCUUUCUUACGCAGCCGAAAAACACGCGGUUUGCUUGUACCAAAGAUGUGCUAAAAUUUUUUUUAUUGACAAAUGAAAGCAAACCAAAAGUAUUGAACGGAUCCAUCAAAUUUAGUUUUGUUUGUACCUGAUGUUUUUUUAUUGUAUAUUUAUUAUAUAUACAAAAAAUACCUUUGCAAUUGUGCAAUUACUUUAGUUUAUAAUAUGUAUUGUACGUACAUAUUACAUUUUAUGUAUUAAAAAAUAAAAUUAUCUGAUGGUAAGAGUACUUUUUAAAUAUAUUUUUUUUUGUAAAAUAUGUGAAUAUUUUUUAUCAGGUAAAUAAAAAUAAUAAGUGGAACAAUUCCAAACUAGUUUUUUUUCUUUCUUAUUAUUCUUCCUCAUGGUGAAUGAAUUCUAAACAAAUGGUUAUAGCCAUUUAUAGAGAAAGCUCCCAUUAUCCGAAAGUGCUAUAGGCAUAUAUUUGUUUUGAAAUAAAUAGUUUUAAGACAUAUUAAUCAAUAUUUGUAAAGUAAUCCGGGAAAAAAGCGCUUCCAAAAAGCUUUACUUGGAGUGCGCUGGCCACAUGGUUGAUUAUACUUUUAUGCAAACAAUGUACUACAAAAAUGUAGGUUUAUAAUAGAUUUAUAAAAAAAAUCCGCGAUUACAAUAAUGGUCUAACUUUUAUAAUAAAGAACUAAAUAUAAGAUAAUUGAUAUUAAGAAAA
Messenger RNA from Amyelois transitella, 3930 nucleotides. RefSeq names its product cryptochrome-1 (gene cry2). The transcript is spliced from 11 exons. Gene Ontology annotation, cellular component: cytoplasm; nucleus. The record is from RefSeq and is a predicted model, not a curated record. Gene Ontology annotation, molecular function: DNA binding; FAD binding. Gene Ontology annotation, biological process: negative regulation of DNA-templated transcription; entrainment of circadian clock by photoperiod; circadian regulation of gene expression. NCBI's taxonomy places the organism in Eukaryota, Metazoa, Arthropoda, Insecta, Lepidoptera, Pyralidae. Bases 514 to 2793 code for a protein of 759 amino acids.